Chlorocebus sabaeus (green monkey) is the source of this 4322-nucleotide messenger RNA. The record is from RefSeq and is a predicted model, not a curated record. Lineage: Eukaryota; Metazoa; Chordata; Mammalia; Primates; Cercopithecidae.
UUAAAUAAUACAGUCAUUGCUGAACUUCACAGAGACAGAGUUGGAGGUGUGAGUCUCUACGACGUGUUUUUAAUAUUUGGGAAAUCCUUAUCAGUAGUGUGUCCUGCCUAUUUGCAGACUGAAAACAUUGUUUCUCUGAAUGACUGAUAACCUCAAAUUGAGAAAACUUGUCAAAAAAUUCCCAACAUUCCUCCAGAAAGGGGGGAAAAAAAUAAGGAAAAUGAUACCUAGGAAAAUAUGCAAGCCUGUUACAUUUAUUUGUAUCCUAAGCAGCAGUGUCAUAGAACAGACAGUUUGUUUCAGCCAACCAGACUGGAGCAGCUGCGAGUGCUACAUCUUGGCAGUCUGAAGCGAUUGGCUCCUCUCUGGGGAGUGGAGGGUGUUCAGUUAUUAAUGACCGCUGAGCAGGCAGCACCAUGUCAGUGUGACAACUGAUCGGGUGAACGAUGCACCACUAACCACCAUGGAAACAAGGAAAAAUAAAGCCAGCUCACAGGAUCUCUCUUCACUGGACUGAGAGCCUCAGCCUGCCGACUGAGAAAAAGAGUUCCCGGAAAAAGAAGGAAUCCUGGCUGCAGCCUUCUGCCUUCCUUUAUAUUUUAAAAUACAGAGAUAAGAUUACGUGCAUGUGUGCAUAUCUAUAGUACAUAUUUGUGUACACUUUGUUACAUAGACACGCAAAUGCACCUAUUUACACCGGGCAAGAACACAACCAUGUGAUUAUCUCAACCAAGGAACUGAGGAAUCCAGCACGCAGGGACAUCGGAGGUGGGCUAGAACUGAAACUGCUUUUUGAGGAAGUGAAGCAUUCCACAGAUAAUCAGCUACUCUACUCAGGGAAGGAGUUUAAACGUCACCACUUUUUGCAUGUCUGCAUAAAAAAGGCCCACUGAAUCAGUUAAAGGUUAACAUCAAUAGGCAACAUUCUCUAUUUCCAAAGGCCUGAAGCUCCUGGGAUCUAAAUUCCUGAGGAACAAUGGAAGAGGCACUGUUUCCCACUUGGUACAAAACAGGACUUGAGGAAUGGCAGAAUGUGUUCUUCCGGGAUUAAGGCCCGGAAGGUGAAGCUUGGGACUCACAACACUUAAAGACAAGGAAGAGGAGGAGAAAGAGAAAGAAGAGGAAGAUGUUGGGCAACAUUUAUUUAACAUGCUCCACAGCCUGGAACCUGGAGCUCAUAGGAAGAGGCCUGAAAAUGGAGUCGGGAACCUGGGACAGAGUUCAGGAGCCAUCACUGAUAUGGCCCUCCAACUUUGACCACCUCAUGAAAUCUCUCUGAGUCAUCACCUGUAAACAUCAUGCCGCUAUUCCUGCAAAUACUGAACAAGCAUGGGAUUUGAAUAUUAUACUUCUAAAUAAAUGAAUUACUCAAUCUCCUAUGACCAUCUAUACAUACUCCACCUUCAAAAAGUACAUCAAUAUUAUAUCAUUAAGAAAAUAGUAACCUUCUCUUCUCCAAUAUGCAUGACAUUUUUGGACAAUGCAAUUUUGGCACUGGCACUUAUUUCAGUGAAGAAAAACUUUGUGGUUCUAUGGCAUUCAUCAUUUGACAAAUGCAAGUAUCUUCCUUAUCAAUCAGCUCCUAUUGAACUUACUAGCACUGACUGUGGAAUCCUUAAGGGCCCAUUACAUUUCUGAAGAAGAAAGCUAAGAUGAAGGACAUGCCACUCCGAAUUCAUGUGCUACUUGGCCUAGCUAUCACUACACUAGUACAAGCUGUAGAUAAAAAAGUGGAUUGUCCACAGUUAUGUACGUGUGAAAUCAGGCCUUGGUUUACACCCAGAUCCAUUUAUAUGGAAGCAUCUACAGUGGACUGUAAUGAUUUAGGUCUUUUAACUUUCCCAGCCAGAUUGCCUGCUAACACACAGAUUCUGCUCCUGCAGACUAACAAUAUUGCAAAAAUUGAAUACUCCACAGACUUUCCAGUAAACCUUACUGGCCUGGAUUUAUCUCAAAACAAUUUAUCUUCGGUCACCAAUAUUAAUGUAAAAAAGAUGCCUCAGCUCCUUUCUGUGUACCUAGAGGAAAACAAACUUACUGAACUGCCUGAAAAAUGUCUGUCAGAACUGAGCAACUUACAAGAACUCUAUAUUAAUCACAACUUGCUUUCUGCAAUUUCACCUGGAGCCUUUAUUGGCCUACAUAAUCUUCUUCGACUUCAUCUCAAUUCAAAUAGAUUGCAGAUGAUCAACAGUAAGUGGUUUGAUGCUCUUCCAAAUCUAGAGAUUCUGAUGAUUGGGGAAAAUCCAAUUAUCAGAAUCAAAGACAUGAACUUUAAGCCUCUUAUCAAUCUUCGCAGCCUGGUCAUAGCUGGUAUAAACCUCACAGAAAUACCAGAUAAUGCCUUGGUUGGACUUGAAAACUUAGAAAGCAUCUCCUUUUAUGACAACAGGCUUAUUAAAGUACCCCAUGUUGCUCUUCAAAAAGUUGUAAAUCUCAAAUUUUUGGAUCUAAAUAAAAAUCCUAUUAAUAGAAUACGAAGGGGUGAUUUUAGCAAUAUGCUACACUUAAAAGAGUUGGGGAUAAACAAUAUGCCUGAGCUGAUUUCCAUCGAUAGUCUUGCUGUGGAUAACCUGCCAGAUUUAAGAAAAAUAGAAGCUACUAACAACCCCAGAUUGUCUUACAUUCACCCCAAUGCAUUUUUCAGACUCCCCAAGCUGGAAUCACUCAUGCUGAACAGCAAUGCCCUCAGUGCCCUGUACCAUGGUACCAUUGAGUCUCUGCCAAACCUCAAGGAAAUCAGCAUACACAGUAACCCCAUCAGAUGUGACUGUGUCAUCCGUUGGAUUAAUAUGAACAAAACCAACAUUCGAUUUAUGGAGCCAGAUUCACUGUUUUGUGUGGACCCACCUGAAUUCCAAGGUCAGAAUGUUCGGCAAGUGCAUUUCAGGGACAUGAUGGAAAUUUGUCUCCCUCUUAUAGCUCCUGAGAGCUUUCCUUCAAAUCUAAAUGUAGAAGCUGGGAGUUAUGUUUCCUUACACUGUAGAGCUACUGCAGAACCACAGCCUGAAAUCUACUGGAUAACACCUUCUGGUCAAAAACUCUUGCCUAAUACCCUGACAGAAAAUUUCUAUGUCCAUUCUGAAGGAACACUAGAAAUAAAUGGCAUAACUCCCAAAGAAGGGGGUUUAUAUACUUGUAUAGCAACUAACCUAGUUGGCGCUGACUUGAAGUCUGUUAUGAUCAAAGUGGAUGGAUCUUUUCCACAGGAUAACAAUGGCUCUUUGAAUAUUAAAAUAAGAGAUAUUCAGGCCAAUUCAGUUUUGGUGUCCUGGAAAGCAAGUUCUAAAAUUCUCAAAUCUAGUGUUAAAUGGACAGCCUUUGUCAAGACUGAAAAUUCUCAUGCUGCGCAAAGUGCUCGAAUACCAUCUGAUGUCAAGGUAUAUAAUCUUACUCAUCUGAACCCAUCAACUGAGUAUAAAAUUUGUAUUGAUAUUCCCACCAUCUAUCAGAAAAACAGAAAAAAAUGUGUAAACGUCACCACCAAAGGUUUGGACCCUGAUCAAAAACAGUAUGAAAAGAGUAAUACCACAACACUUAUGGCCUGUCUUGGAGGCCUUCUGGGGAUUAUUGGUGUGAUAUUUCUUAUCAGCUGCCUCUCUCAAGAAAUGAACUGUGAUGGUGGACAUAGCUAUGUGAGGAAUUACUUACAGAAACCAACUUUUGCAUUAGGUGAGCUUUAUCCUCCUCUGAUAAAUCUCUGGGAAGCAGGAAAAGAAAAAAGUACAUCAUUGAAAGUAAAAGCAACUGUUAUAGGUUUACCAACAAAUGUCGUAAAAACCACCAACUAAACCUACUCCAAACACGAACAAAAAAAAGCUAAAGACUGCAGUUGUGUUAAAAACAAAACAAAACAAACAAACAAAAAACAACAUAAAGAAAGAUUACUUUCGAGAGAAAAGUUUAAGCUUCACCAAUGCUGCUCCUGACCAAUGGAAAUAUGUAUAACGUCAGCAUUUUAAGUAACUGGCUUCAAGGGGUACUGUGGCAACCAAAUAAAAUAACUCCAUUUUCUAAAACUUUCAUGUAACUUUUAUGUCUGGACUACAGUUAAAGUGGACAAAAACAUUUCUGUAUUUUUUUUAAGUAUAUAAGAGUAGUUGAACUGAGCAAUACCUCCUCCUGUGUUGUAUUACACAUAUUAGCCACGAGUUUUUGCAGUGACCAGAUAAACUUGACACAUGGUGUAAUAAAAUGGACAAAUUCUGUAGAGUAGACACAGUGAGUAUGUGGACCUCUUUUAUAAGGAAAAAUACAUUUUGGAUUAAAAUCAAUUGCUUUUGUCUUGUUUUGUUUCUAAAUAAAGAGUAAUUUCUGGGAAA